Rhineura floridana is the source of this 1958-nucleotide messenger RNA. RefSeq names its product heat shock protein family B (small) member 7 (gene HSPB7). The coding region runs from base 22 to 609 and encodes 195 amino acids. Gene Ontology annotation, biological process: heart development. NCBI's taxonomy places the organism in Eukaryota, Metazoa, Chordata, Lepidosauria, Squamata, Rhineuridae. The record is from RefSeq and is a predicted model, not a curated record. Gene Ontology annotation, cellular component: cytoplasm; nucleus. The transcript has 4 exons.
AGCCAGGAAAUGAAACCUUAAAUGGGCGAAGGCUCAGGAAGGAGAGGAACCAGAGAACCGUGUGUGUGUUGGGUGGCGGGGAGGGCAAAAGGGGUUCUGGCACUGCCCCCCCAGUGCUCAAGUGGUCCCUUUUCCCUUCCUGGCUGGACUCCUUUUGCAGCUGCAAAGCAGGCAGGAUUUGCACAGCUGACCUCGGAUAGCGCUCAUUCCAUGGAGAAGGCCCACGGGAUAUUUGGCGACGAUUUUGGAGGCUUCAUGAGGCCGCGCAGUGAACCCCUGGGUUUCUCAGGCCGUGCUGGAGGGAUGGGGAAUAUCAAGACUUUGGGGGACACGUACCAGUUUGCAGUGGAUGUCAGUGACUUCUCCCCUGAGGACAUCAUCAUCACCACAUCGAAAAACCAGAUUGAAGUUCAUGCAGAGAAGCUGGCAGCUGACGGGACCAUCGUGAACACCUUCACCCACAAGUGCCAGCUGCCUGAGGAUGUGGACCCCACUUCUGUCGCCUCUGCUCUGGGCGGGGAUGGCUCCUUGACCAUCAAGGCGAGGAAGCACCCGGCCAAGCACCCAGAGCACGUGCAGCAGACCUUCCGGACUGAAAUCAAAAUCUGAGUGCCUGGGGAGGAGGGGAGGGCAACAGGUCUGGGGCGGAGGGGGCGGGCAAGCACUCGCUCGGGCUUACUCAUUGCUCUCUGUUGGGGCUGUUCUCCGUUGUACAUAAUAAUAGAUUGCGUUUGGUUUAUUAUAAAUUAUUGGGGGACACUUCUUGGCUGUGGCCUUUCCAUGUUCUCUUUGGCGGCGGCUGCUGCCACUGCCCCUUCCAGAUGCUAGGGUCGGAGGUCGUCAGCAGACCUGGGCCCAUGACUGCCCCUGGGAGCACCUGAGGGCAGUUCUGGUCGCCUCACCUGAAAACAGAUAUCGUAGAGCUGGGAAAGAGUCAGCAAAGGGCCAUCGAAAGGAUCAAGGGGAUGGAGCGACUCCCCUGGGAGGAACGGUUGCAGCAUACCCUUUUCACCGCCCUGGGCUCCGACUGGGAGGAAGGACGGGAUAUAAACCAAAUAAUAAACAAACAAACAAACAUUUGGGGCUUUUUAGUGUAUUCCGUAAUAGAUCAAGAUGAAAUACAAAAUGCAAAGUGGAGCCAAGCACAUUUAGACAAAAGUCUUCUCUAGUGGCCUUGUGCAAGCAUGCACCUUGUAUAUUACUUUCACGGUAAGGACUGAUGCAUUGGCAGUUCAGAGAAGCAAAAUUUUGCUUCCUCCUGUUGGCAUAUCUCAAGAAAUGGUAACAAAGGUUCACCAACAUUAUACAUCCGUCACAGGCAUAUUGCUGCAGUUCCAGUGCCUCAUCCAGGCUGUCCUAUUCGCCGUGUGCCUCUUAAAUCACAAGGCCGCUCUUGUCGAAAUGUGUGUGGCUGCACUUUGCCUUUUGUGUUCCAUCUUGUGUGGGCAGUUCAGCAGCCAAGAGGCUGCACCCCCUCCUCUUUUGGGGGGAGCUGCUUCAGCGACUCACCCCCAGGGCCCCUUGCAGGUCCAGACAGAACUUCCCAGGAUUUCUACAGGCUCUGAAUUGAAAAUCUGGAAAUGUUGCUGUUUUACGAGACAUGUCCUAAAUAAGAUAAAAUUGUUUUACAAAUUGAGGGCUGUGUCUAGAAGUAGACCCACUGAAAUCAAAAGGCCUAAGUUAGUUUUGCCUAUUAAUUUCAGUGGCUCUUACUCUGAGUAGCCCUGUUUGCAAUCUAGCCGCUUUUAGUAAGAAGAAAGUUUCAUUGGAACACAGUGAAUCUUACUUCCAAGUAAGUAUGUGCAGAAUUAAUACUGUAAAUCUUGUCUUUUGAUGGUAUGUAUUGGCUUCCUAAUCCUCCCCCCCUGCUCUUCACAACCCCCCCUCCAAUCCCAGCAACAUCCCAUAAAUGGGAAUGGGGAGGGGAAACAUACUAAGUAAAAGAAUAUAAACUUGAA